Messenger RNA from Drosophila grimshawi, 760 nucleotides. RefSeq names its product cyclin-dependent kinases regulatory subunit (gene Cks30A). The coding region runs from base 247 to 474 and encodes 75 amino acids. Gene Ontology annotation, biological process: regulation of mitotic cell cycle. NCBI's taxonomy places the organism in Eukaryota, Metazoa, Arthropoda, Insecta, Diptera, Drosophilidae. The transcript has 2 exons. The record is from RefSeq and is a predicted model, not a curated record. Gene Ontology annotation, molecular function: cyclin-dependent protein serine/threonine kinase activator activity; ubiquitin binding; histone binding. Gene Ontology annotation, cellular component: cyclin-dependent protein kinase holoenzyme complex; SCF ubiquitin ligase complex.
UCACUUUUUUCUGUUUUAAAAUAACUUAAAACGUGCAUAAUUAUUAAAUAAACGCAGUGCGCUGCACCAAAAUACACCAUUUCACAUCACUACAAUAGCAAAACAUUUGAGCACACCGUCCAAAAUAACGGUGAAAACAGCAAAAGGAAGAGGAUUGUAGAAGCGGCGUGCAAAAAAAGGACGCCGACACCAAAAAAGAAGAAAACCCGAAUUCCACACACAAAUUCCUUGGCACAGUUGUAAAAUAUGAGCAAAGACAUUUACUACUCGGAUAAAUACUACGAUGAACAAUUCGAGUACAGACAUGUGGUCUUGCCGAAGGAGCUCGUCAAGCUGGUGCCCAAAACGCAUCUGAUGACAGAAAUGGAAUGGAGAUCAAUUGGUGUACAGCAAUCGCGUGGCUGGAUCCAUUAUAUGAUACAUAAGCCGGAGCCGCACAUUUUGCUAUUUCGACGUCCCAAGACGGAGGAGUAGGCGAACAAUAAACACACAACACACUCUCUCGCAGACACUCUCGUUUACACACACACUACGCACAUACACACACACCAACACACACACAUGCACAAGCAGCGCUCAGUUACAGCUGACGUUUGCGGAGCAGCUGCUGCUGCUGCUGCGACUGCGACUGCGCAAAUGGUGGUAGCUGCACAACUGUUGCGGCGACGGCUUAUUACCAACAAAUGCAACAACUACAACAAAUGCAACAACUACAACAAAUGCAACAACUACAACAAAUGCAACAACUACAACAAAUGCA